Moneuplotes crassus is the source of this 1062-nucleotide messenger RNA. The record is from the annotation of a GenBank genome assembly. Lineage: Eukaryota; Ciliophora; Spirotrichea; Euplotida; Euplotidae.
CCUGGCUGUUUGUUUAGGGCCUUGGAUUGGUUUUAGGGGUGGCGUUUUGGUGGAUGUUCAUGGAGAGGUGGACGUACUUGGAGGGGAGUGUGGAGGGGAUACCAACCCAGCCUCCUCACUUAGUUCAGACCCUCUUGCGUCACUUCUCCCAAAACCUGAAUUCCUGAACUGCCAACAGAGCCUAAUAGAAUUCUAAGAAGGAGGGAUCUGGGAUGGAAGAAGGGCAGUGUGAAGGAAAAUUUAGGAAGUUUAGGAGCCAAAAUAGGUGAAAUUAAGAGGCGAGGGCAUAUUUGAGUGGUGAAGGGUUUCAUGUGAGAUUUGGGGGCAUUUAGGAUACUUAAUUCAUGGGGAUUUUGAUAAGGAAGAUGGACAAGUUGUUGUUUCUGAGGUAAAUUAGUAAAGAAAUUAGAUGAGAGGUGUUUAUAGCUUUCAUAUUGAGAUAAACAUCUGUGCACAUGAGUCUUUAUUGAUCUACAUCCGAACCAAUUCACCCAAAUAUUAUCAUUAAAAUAUAUAUUGUUAGUUAUUGUUCACUUUCUUCUUCCUCCUCUUCAUCUUCUUCAUCCUCUUCUCCUUCUUCAUACUCAUCUGAUGAUUCCUCUCCAGCAUCAUCUCCAGAUUCAUCCGAAACAGAGGAAGCUUCUGAGUGCUCAAAGCUUGAAUUUUUCUUAAUAUUGAGAGACUUUCCCCGAGCAGAAACAGGAACAUUCUUUUGCGAAGUUUGCGGUGGUAAUAUGUCUUUCUUUUUCAUUUUGUUAAAAUUAGUGUGCCUUUCUCGAUCUUUAAAAGACGGAUGCAAGGUUUGAGAUUUUCUAUAAAUAUUCUUGCCAAAUUCGUUCGGAACAACCGGGUUUCCAUUCCUCUUAGAGUCUUCCUGGUAAUUUACAUUUUUGUUUGAUGUGCCAAUAAGAGCAUGCUGAGGUUUAGGAAUUCCUACUUUUGAGUUUACAGGAAGAAAGAUUUUAGAUGUUUUAUUUGUGCAAUUCCUCAUUCUUUUCCUUUACAGCUUUAGGGUUCCUUGUAUCCUUUAUUUUUAUUGAUGAGCCUGAUCAUCCCAUUUUC